This is a messenger RNA of Aspergillus oryzae RIB40, 1437 nucleotides long. RefSeq lists its product as uncharacterized. The coding region runs from base 1 to 1437 and encodes 478 amino acids. Lineage: Eukaryota; Fungi; Ascomycota; Eurotiomycetes; Eurotiales; Aspergillaceae. Gene Ontology annotation, cellular component: nucleus; Holliday junction resolvase complex. The transcript has 2 exons. Gene Ontology annotation, biological process: replication fork processing; resolution of meiotic recombination intermediates; double-strand break repair. Gene Ontology annotation, molecular function: DNA binding; nuclease activity. The record is from RefSeq and is a predicted model, not a curated record.
AUGCGCGAUCAGAUCGAGGGGUUUAGUGAUGAUAUUGCGAUGUCGGAUUUGAAUGAGCUGCUUGGGGUGGAUGCUACGACGAAUAAGCGGCCUGGGUUAUCGAGUCGGACGGCGAGUUUGUUGGCGAGUCUUGAUCGGUCGAAGUCCGGGUCUUCUGGCGGGGUGUCGUCAGGUCGGAGGGGGCGUGUUGAUGUGGAAGAGGAGGUGGAUGAAGUGGAGGAAGUGGUUCCGUCUCGGAAGACUAAGGCGCCACGGAGGACGGCUACGAAGGCUACGAGUGCGGAUAAGGAGGCCAAGGCGCGGGAGAGAGAGGCGAUGAAGGCGCAGCGCGAGCGGGAGAAACAGCUAGAGAAGGAGCGGAAGCAGAAGGCCAAGGAGGAGAAAGCGCGGGAGAAACAACUUGCGGCCGAUCUCGCGGAGGUGAAUAAGCUGAAGGUGGAUAAGAAGGAGUCCACGCCGGAGAUGAUCAUCGAUCUUGCGAGGGAAUUCGAGGGAUUGAGCGUGGGUAAUCAGACGGUCGAGUUUAUGAAACGGCUCAAGGUCGAGCAGACGUUUUUCGACAGCGAGAUUCCUAAUGUUGUGAAAUGGCGACGGAAGGUCAUGGCUAAGUACAACGAUACCCUAGGCCACUGGGAACCAUGUGCACUUCAUAUCCGCGAAGAAGAACACGUUCUUGUUCUCGUAACUGCGCAAGAGUUCGUCGACAUGGUGAUAGACACCUCAUCCAACACAAACGACCUCGACCACCACGUCCACCGACUCAAAUCCGCCUACGCCAACUGCAAACCAAUCUAUCUAAUCGAAGGCCUCACAGCCUGGAUGCGCAAGAAGAACAACUCCCGAAACAGAGCCUACCAAGCUGAAGUCCGCCGCCAAUACUCCCAAUCCCAAACCCAAGACCAACCCACCACCACCACUUCCCGCCGUAAGAAAACAACAACAGUCAACAAACCCGAAACCGCACCCCCAGUAUCCGACGACACAAUUGAAGACGCCCUCCUCUCCCUCCAAGUCACGCACUCCUGUCUCAUCCACCACACCAACGCACCCCCCGAAUCAGCCGAAUGGAUCAAAAACUUCACAGAACACCUCUCGACCGUCCCCUAUCGCCGCGAAAGAAUGGAAGGCAAUGACUCCGCCUUCUGCAUGGACGGAGGCCAGGUCAAACCUGGCGAAAACAAAUCCGAUACCUUUAUCAAAAUGCUCCAGGAAGUGAACCGUGUCACGGCGUCCAUGGCAUAUGGCAUUGCGACUCAAUACCCAAGUGCCGUCGAUCUAGUCCGCGGAAUGCGAAGACAUGGUCCGGCCAUGUUGGAGGAUGUAAAGAAAUCCGCAAAUAGAAACGGUGCACUAACGGAUUCCCGUAUCGGACCGGCGGCAAGUAAACGCCUCUACAAGGUCUUUAUGGGUCUAGAUCCAUCUGCAACUGAUAUUUGA